CUUCCUUGCAAAGUAUCUCACUAGCAGCAAGUCCAUCUGUCAAAGAAGACACUUUAACCGCUAAGUCACUUUGAAACCCUUUACAAGGAAAUGUCACACAUUCCUCAUCAUGAUCCAGCCUUCACAGAGGCCAUCAGUAAAAAUAUGCAAGUUCCGGAGAGGCUCAGCGUAAGUCCAGCACCGCAGUGGCCAGAGGAUGACUCGAGUUCCCUCAGGGCACCAGAGGAGUUGCUGCCCGCUUUCACCAUGCAAGUGCCAGAUAAACUCACAUUCUCAGAAACCUCUGACAUGAGCCCCAGACCACUGUUCACCCCUCCCAGACAAGCUCUCUGCAGUCCCUCAAGUCUGGACCCAUGUUGGGAGAGCUUGUCUGCAGAUGUCUUGCACAAAGAUCUACCUCAGAGCCCCAUAAAGAGAUCUUACAGUGACCAAAGUUUCAGCAGGACUCCCCCUGGCACUCCCACCCACGUGAAACAGAUGCUGCAGAGACACCCUGCCAUGCUUCCUAGUCCGGGUUCUGACCACCAGAGAUCCACCUCCUCCCACUCCACGCAGCCCCCCCUCACUCAGGUCCCGGCCCCUCAUCCUGCUUCCCCCUCUGUCCUCCUGACUUCACUGUCCAUGCUGCAGACAGCUCGACAGCUUAGCCUGCAGCUCUCACAGCGCCUCCUACACACCGUAGAUAAGUAUAGACAUGGCCGUGAAGAGAUGCGACCACCAGGGCGCGCUGUGACUCCUGCAGCUGCUCCGUCAAACCUUCAAAGCUGCAAAAACAGAACGGUGGAGAACUGGAGCACGGAAGAGGACGGGGGCACUGCCGUGGAGCUCAUCGUCCUCAGGAGACAGUUGAUAAAGAUCAGUCGGCGUCUUGCUGCUCUGGAGCGAAACAACCAUGAGCGCCGCAACACUGAAGUGCUGCUCUUCUCCCUUCUUUUCUCCGCAUGUCUGCUCAACGUCUGGCUCUGGAUUCGCAGAUGAUACAGACACACACACACACACACACAUAUACACUCACCUAAUGUUACAACGUGUGAAGGUUUCCCCAGUACUCAAUGGAAAUAAUUCUAUUUAAAGGAUGAGGACAACGCAACACAUGCACCUAUACACAAACACUACCGGUAGUUAUAGUUUAUAGUUUCAUGAACACUGUUUUAGUGUUUUUUGUUUUUUUUAGUAAAGUGUGUUCACAGAUGAAA
Molecule: messenger RNA, 1196 nt
Organism: Synchiropus splendidus (mandarinfish)
Lineage: Eukaryota; Metazoa; Chordata; Actinopteri; Syngnathiformes; Callionymidae
Product: mitochondrial fission factor homolog A
Exons: 8
Coding region: 91-978 (295 amino acids)
Biological process (GO): positive regulation of mitochondrial fission
Cellular component (GO): peroxisome; mitochondrial outer membrane
Source: RefSeq, a predicted model, not a curated record